GGUUCAUAAGGCUAGGGCGGCGGAGCCCGGGCGGCAGCCACGGUGCUGGGACCAGGAGCAGGGACCGAGAGCCCCGGGAACACACAGGUGCCCGAGAGUCAUUCGAGCGCUUUGAAGGAUAAAAUAACACCUUUGAGUUUUUCACCUGUGAACACAAUAGCGCUGAGACACUCUGAAAGCAAAGAGGAGGAGACCGAUCAGUCACCCCAAGAGACACUAAAAGUUGAAAGUUUUGCUUUUUCUUCCCCUAUUUGAUUUUUGCCCCGUGUGUCACUACUAUGGUCAGAAAGCCCGUGGUGGCCACCAUCUCCAAAGGAGGCUACCUGCAGGGAAAUGGGAAGGGGGCGCUGCCCUCCGCGGGGGGCAGCGAGCCCCCGGAGCCGGAGAAAGUGGUGCUGAAGAAGAAGAUCACCUUGCUGAGGGGCAUCUCCAUCAUCACGGGCACCAUCAUCGGAGCCGGGAUCUUCAUCUCCCCCAAGGGCGUGCUGCAGAACACAGGCAGCGUGGGACUGUCGCUCGUCAUCUGGACCGCCUGUGGGGUCCUGUCCCUUUUUGGAGCCUUGUCCUAUGCUGAAUUGGGAACAAGCAUAAAGAAAUCUGGAGGUCAUUAUACAUAUAUUCUGGAAGUGUUUGGCCCAUUACUAGCUUUUGUGCGAGUCUGGGUGGAACUGCUCAUAAUACGCCCUGCAGCUACAGCUGUGAUAUCCCUGGCAUUUGGACGCUACAUCCUGGAACCGUUUUUUAUUCAGUGUGAAAUUCCUGAACUGGCAAUCAAGCUCAUUACAGCUGUGGGUAUAACUGUGGUGAUGGUUCUAAAUAGCAUGAGUGUCAGCUGGAGUGCCCGGAUCCAGAUUUUCCUAACCUUUUGCAAGCUCACAGCAAUUCUGAUAAUUAUAGUCCCUGGAGUUAUACAGCUAAUUAAAGGGCAAACCCAACACUUUAAAGAUGCCUUUUCAGGAAGAGAUGCCAGUAUUAUGGGAUUGCCCCUGGCUUUUUAUUACGGAAUGUAUGCCUAUGCUGGCUGGUUUUACCUCAAUUUUGUUACUGAAGAAGUAGACAACCCUGAAAAAACCAUCCCCCUUGCUAUAUGUAUAUCCAUGGUCAUCGUCACUGUUGGCUACGUGCUAACCAAUGUGGCCUACUUUACCACCAUUAGCGCUGAUGAACUGUUGCUUUCCAAUGCAGUGGCAGUGACCUUUUCUGAGCGGCUCCUGGGAAAUUUCUCAUUAGCAGUUCCCAUCUUCGUUGCCCUCUCCUGCUUCGGCUCUAUGAAUGGGGGUGUGUUUGCUGUCUCCAGGUUAUUCUAUGUUGCAUCUCGAGAGGGUCACCUUCCAGAAAUCCUCUCCAUGAUUCAUGUCCGCAAGCACACUCCUCUGCCAGCUGUUAUUGUUUUGCACCCUUUGACAAUGAUAAUGCUCUUCUCUGGAGACCUCUACAGUCUUUUGAAUUUCCUCAGUUUUGCCAGGUGGCUUUUUAUCGGGCUGGCAGUUGCGGGACUGAUUUAUCUUCGAUACAAACGCCCAGAUAUGCACCGUCCUUUCAAGGUGCCGCUCUUCAUCCCGGCCCUCUUCUCCUUCACGUGCCUCUUCAUGGUUGCGCUUUCCCUCUAUUCGGACCCAUUCAGUACUGGAAUCGGCUUCCUCAUCACUCUGACCGGGGUGCCUGCGUAUUACCUCUUUAUCAUAUGGGAUAAGAAACCCAGGUGGUUUAGAAGAAUGUCAGAUAGAAUAACCAGAACAUUGCAGAUAAUACUGGAAGUUGUACCAGAAGAAGAUUGUCGCAAAUUAUGAACUAAUGCAGUGAAAUCCUGACACUCUUCCCAAGGGAGAGAUGCAAUAUGGAUCUCUAAUUCAUUUCCUGAAAAUCUGGAGUAUUGCAACUUUGGUGAUGGACUAAAGGAAUCAUUUGUUUUUAUUCAUAGCUCAUGUAUUAAAACUGAUUUCUGAGAAAUUUAGUUAAAACUCUAUGUAGUUGUAGAAAACUAAUAUGCAAAUUGCAUCAUGAGUUCACAUAAUUCUUGAGUCUCUGAAAGCUAGCUACUAGUAGGGAUUAGGGAAAAAGACUAAAGGAAUAGACAAUUAAUAUAGUGGUCAUUCUCUAUAACGUAUGUAUCAUGACUGAGAACUUUUACAUUGAUGACUGAGAUGUUUUCUGUACAUAGGGGUUUUGUAAACAUGGUUUUACAUACUGUAGAUGACUAUACUGUGAAGACGUUUUCUAUUGUUCUGAGUAAAAAGAAUAUAUGUUAUUGUUGUGGCAAAGAGGACAGAAAUUGUAUAUUGGCAUUGCAUUGCUUCCCUUAGAUAUCAACUUGGAUAUCACUCAUCCUUUCUUGGAUUAUAUACCCAGAGCACUUGAACAAAAGAUGAGGGGGAAUGUACAAAUUUUCUUGAACAUAUUAAAGAACAGCUUCUAAGAGCUGUUGUUUCUGAGGCAAAUCCAAGAAUUGUGUUUGAAUAAAAAUCCUUGAGAAUUUA
Messenger RNA from Marmota flaviventris (yellow-bellied marmot), 2477 nucleotides. It is a transcript of the gene Slc7a11, whose product is annotated as solute carrier family 7 member 11. The record is from RefSeq and is a predicted model, not a curated record. Gene Ontology annotation, biological process: amino acid transmembrane transport. Gene Ontology annotation, cellular component: membrane. Gene Ontology annotation, molecular function: L-amino acid transmembrane transporter activity. Lineage: Eukaryota; Metazoa; Chordata; Mammalia; Rodentia; Sciuridae.